AUGGCUACUUUCAAGACCCUCGUUCUGGUAACCGGCGCAACCAGCGGAAUUGGCUUCGAGCUAGCGGCGCAGCUCCUCGCCAAAGGAACUUACCAUGUCUUCCUAGGCGCACGCAACCCCGAGAAAGGCCACGCAGCGGUGGCAACCCUACGGGCCCGAAACCCGGCAGGAUCCGUCGAGAUGCUCCACCUGGACGUCACCGAGGACACGACCAUCGAGAGCGCAGCUCACUCCAUACAGCAGUCGCACGGCCACCUCGACAUCUUGGUCAACAAUGCCGCCGUCUCCGCGAUGACAGGUCCCAGUCUGCGAGAGCAGAUGCGCGCGGCGUUCGACACGAACGCGACGGGUCCGGCGGUGGUGGCGAGCGUCUUCGCGCCGCUACUGCAGAAUUCUACCGCAGCGUCGCGGCGCAUUAUCAAUGUGACGAGCGGGGCGGGGUCGAUUGAGAGGCGGCUGGAUCCGUCGUCGCCGAUUUAUAACGUCCAGCAGGUGCAAUACCGGGCGAGCAAGACGGCGCUGCAUAUGGUCUCGGCUUGCCAGUUGGUGGAGUUUGCGCCUUUUGGGGUGAAGGUGUUUCUGUACGAUCCGGGCUUUACGCAGAGUAAUCUGGGGCCGCAUAAUACGGAGGCGAAUGGGGCGAGGGCUGCGGCGGACUCGGUUCGCCCGUUGAUGGAUGUGCUGGAGGGGAAGAGGGAUGAUGAGGUCGGAAAGAUCUUGCACAAUACGGGGAGUUGGCCUUGGUAG
Molecule: messenger RNA, 747 nt
Organism: Aspergillus campestris IBT 28561
Lineage: Eukaryota; Fungi; Ascomycota; Eurotiomycetes; Eurotiales; Aspergillaceae
Product: putative short-chain dehydrogenase
Exons: 2
Coding region: 1-747 (248 amino acids)
Source: RefSeq, a predicted model, not a curated record